AUGCGGGUUCUCUUUUGGAACAUAAAUGGAGUUGCUCGUGAUGCAGCUCAAUGUAAACUUAGAGAGUUAAUUAGGGAGUUCAAGCCAGAUAUUUUUUGUCUUGCGGAACCAAAAGUUCAUUGCUCGGUUGGUUUUGGUAAUAGACUUCAGUUGGAAGGUUUUUAUCCACAUGUUAUUCAUAAUGCGGCUGCUUCUAGAAUUGCUAAUAUGUGGAUUUGCUACUUAAAUGGUAUUGUUCCCUCGGUUAUUAAUAGGAGCAAACAGGCCAUAACAGUUGAGGUUGAUGGAGUUCAUAUCUCGUUUGUUCAUGCUAGUUAUGUUCAGGUUACUAGGCGAAGGCUUUGGCAGCAGCUUAAUAGCCAUGAUACGUCGAUCUCGUGGCUUGUCAUGGGAUAUUUCAAUUGUAUCCUUCGACUUGAUGAGAAAAAGGGUGGUCUUGAGCCUAGGACUUCAGCAAUUAAUGAAUUUUCUGAUUGGAUGGAUGAUAAUAAUCUUUUCGAAGCAGAUUUCUUGGGUACUAAAUUUACUUGGACUAAUGGUCAGUCGGGUGCUCACAGAAUCAUUAGUAAGUUGGAUCGUGUUGUUAUCAAUGCUGCUUGGUUGAAGCAAGACCAGUUGAGGUUUGAAUAUGUGGCUCUUUGCUCGGAUGAAGAUCCUAAUGAUGUUUCCAAACUUAAUCUUAUGAAGGAUGUUAUGGCUAGGCUUAGUGAGACUCGGCUUCAACAUAACUCUAUGCUUAAGAAAAAGGCAAGGAAUCAGUGGCUUGUGGAGGGUUCAAGCAACACUACUUUCUUCCAUAAUAGUAUUCGCAUUCGUCGGAGUUCUAAUACUAUUUCAGAAUUAAUAGAUAGUGAUGGCCAUACUAUUUCAGAAUAUGAUCAGUUGCGUGAACAUGUGGUGCAGUUCUAUGAGGACAAAUUUAAUGUCCAUGAGUCUGAUUUGGAUGCUAGUUUAUUUGAUUAUGAGCAUGUUGGCAUCUCAGAGGAAGAAAGUCUUGCUAUGGACAAAAUUCCUACUCCUGACGAAAUUAAACAAGCAGUUUUUGAUCUUGGAGAUGAUAGUGCUCCAGGGCCGGAUGGUUUUUCUGGUUGUUUCUAUCGUCAUUGCUGGGAUAUUAUUAAUGAAUAUUUGAUUAAGGCAAUUAUUUUUUGUUGGAAUACUGGUCAUAUUCCAAAUGGGGUGAAUUCAAGUCUUAUCAUCUUGCUUCCAAAGGUAACAGGUGCAAAUACUCUUCGUAAUUUUCGACCUAUUGGUCUUAGUAAUUUUUUCUUUAAAAUUUUUACUAAGAUCCUUGCUACUAGAGUUGGUAGUGUUUUGGAUAAGCUUGUUUCUGAGGAACAGGUAGCCUUUAUGAAGGGUCGGAAUAUCCAUGAAAACAUCAGUUUGGCUUCUGAAAUGGUUAAUGAACUCCACAUCAAGCGCAAGGAUGGCAACAUUGGUCUUAAGCUUGAUAUUUCCCAGGCAUUUGACACGUCCGAAGGGUUAUUUCAAAAUUAA
Papaver somniferum (opium poppy) is the source of this 1497-nucleotide messenger RNA. RefSeq lists its product as uncharacterized. The record is from RefSeq and is a predicted model, not a curated record. The transcript is spliced from 3 exons. Lineage: Eukaryota; Viridiplantae; Streptophyta; Magnoliopsida; Ranunculales; Papaveraceae. Bases 1 to 1497 code for a protein of 498 amino acids. Gene Ontology annotation, molecular function: catalytic activity.